CUACAUAUAUUGGUAUGGUAUCCUAAAAGCGGUGAAAAAGAGCAAAAGCAAAAAGUGGGUAACAAGAACAAUUCUCAAGUUUUUUUUUGGAACUGUCCAUCAAAAUCAAAUCAACCAAAACAUUACCGCGAAAUAAGGAACAAGCUAUUGAGCUUCGUCUCACUACACUGUAUUGUCUCUUUUCCAAUUCCAACAUUUUCUCAACCUCUCCCAUAAUCUUUUUCAACCAACACAUGUCUUAACACACCAACUUCUAAUUGGGUUCUUAAUUUUUCUCUUAAAUUUCUUGUCUUUAUAGUUUUUUAUGACUGCCCUUUUUAUUGUUGAACAUUUUUCACCUUCAAUUAACAACCUUUAUUAAAAGGGUAGUGUAAGAUCUAAUUUUUUUUUUAUAUAUGGUGGUUGAAAAUUUGCCAACCCUUUAAUGUUUUUAUUGAAAUUUUGGAAAAAAGCUUGAAUUUUUUGCAAGUUUUUGUUGUUGAGUUGUUGAAAAUGGAAGCAAGGAUGAAGAAGUAUAGGCAACAAGUGAGUCCUGAGAGGUCCAAAGUUUGGAAGGAAAAGUCUCCAAAGUAUUAUCAGAACAGGAAGGUUCCUGUUGUUUACUAUCUUUGCAGGAAUAGACAGUUAGAACAUCCUCAUUUCAUGGAGGUUUCAAUUUCUUCCCCUGAUGGUUUGUUCUUGAGAGAUGUGAUUGAUAAACUUGAUGCUUUGAGAGGUAGAGGCAUGGCUUCCUUGUAUUCAUGGUCUUGUAAGAGAAGCUACAGAAAUGGAUAUGUGUGGCAUGAUCUUAGUGAAGAUGAUAUAAUUCUACCUGCACAUGGUGAUGAGUAUGUCCUCAAAGGUUCUGAGUUGUUUUGUGAAUCAAAUUCAGACCGGUUUAGCCCUAUUAGAAAUGUGAAACUAGAGAGCCUAAAGCGGUUGCCGGAGCCGGUUUCAUGUAGGAGCCAUGAUGAGGCUUCUUCCUCUUCUAGCAUGAAUGAAAGAGAGGGUAGAAACUCUCAAGAAGAUGAGAUUUCUCCAAGACAAGAUACUGGUUCCUCCGAUGUUUCGCCCGAGUCUAGAGCCGGAAAGAAUGAUUCUCAAAGUUUACCAUUGACAGAAUACAAAAUCUACAAGACUGAUGGAUUGGCAGAUGCUUCAACUCAAACCGAAGAAUGUGUUAGUGGAUCUCAAACACAGAAAACUUGUACUAGAGGUGUAUCAACCGAGGAUCGAUUAUUAGAAUGUGAUUCUGGAUGCCAUGAAAUAUGUGAAACUCAAGUGACACAAGUGAAAGUUGAUUCAAAAAUCGGUAGGAAUGUUGUUUCUCCUCCUAUCUCGACUUCGAGUCCAUCGUCUUCUGGAGGGAAGACCGAAACUUUGGAAUCACUUAUAAGAGCUGAUGCAAGUAGAAUGAAUAGCUUUAGGAUCCUAGAAGAGGAUGGUAUUCCAAUGCAGACCAAUACAAGAUUGAAGGCCUCAAAUUUGCUGAUGCAAUUGAUCUCGUGCGGGUCUAUAUCGGUGAAAAACCACAGUCUUGACCUUAUUCCUUCCUAUAAUGCAAGAUUUUCGCAUUCGAAAUUUCCAUCCCCAUUGUUCUCAACUUCUGUUAUGUUGGGGGAAUUAGACUGCAUAGGAGGGAAUCCAAAGGCGAUGAGUCUCAGAAUGGAUGACAAAGAGUAUUUUAGUGGGAGCUUAGUCGAGUCUAAAACGGCAAACGAAGAAAAUGGACAUAAUGUUCUUAAACGCUCUUCUUCCUUCGAAGCUGAGAGGACGAGUAAAGAGUUGAAAUCACAAAACAUGGAAGAAUCAUCAUCAUUGAUAAAUUCAAAUUGUAGUUCACGGCCAGCUAAGGCUUCUCCAAUGACAAAGCCCUCAAGUGAAUCCAUUAGAUCUCCUAUUUCUGACGGGCCAAGAAACUCCGCGGAUAGAAUUACCAACUCGGGCAUAUCGUCAGUACCAUCCAACGGUAGCAGGAAAAGCAUCACUGGACAUUCAUCGGAGAAAAAGCAAUCUUCAAGGCUAGACUCAUUUAGAGAAGAGAAGGUGUUCAAAAUCGAAGAAAGGCUAGCUUCUGGAGCUCGAGUUAUAAUCCAAUCUAAACCAUAUUCCAACACAAACACCAUAUAGCUCUUAAAAAUUUAUGUUUCAUAGGUUUGGCAACUAGAAGAAAAAAAAGGCAGUAUUUUUUUGCUUUUGGUGAAAUGCAACAUGAUGGUGUGUGUAAUUGUAUGUAUAUCUGUGUAUGUUCACAUGUUAUAUUCCAUAAUCUACAAAGUGAAAAUGUUGUGACAGAUUACUCACUGCAAAGUGCAGUGUGUGGUCCCAAUUUUAUGUGCUGGUUAUAGGAACUGCUAUCUGAAAUGAAGUGAUUGCACAAUUUUUUUGUAACUACAGAUACUAUAUACUUUUACAUUUUCUGCUUUUGUUUCUUUCAAA
This is a messenger RNA of Cicer arietinum (chickpea), 2418 nucleotides long. The record is from RefSeq and is a predicted model, not a curated record. Lineage: Eukaryota; Viridiplantae; Streptophyta; Magnoliopsida; Fabales; Fabaceae.